CAAAUUCCAAUAUGUUUGAGCUUCUUUGUUUCAGUAAUAUUUAGAGUAAUUCUAACUCUUGGAAAGCAACCUUUUAAGAGUUACUGUUCAGAAGAGACCAGGAUUAUGCCUGCAGUCAAAAGGGUUCAAAAAUAGUAACUAUUUUAUUUGGGGUAUGUCAUUUUCCGGCUUGUGUGAAAAAGAGGGGCACUACAGAAGGGGUUAAACCCCCGCAGGCUUAGGUCAAAUUAAAUUACAUGUACAUUUUCUUAGGUAAUGAAGAUACCAAAUGGGCCCCCAGAACUGAUUGUAUCUGAAAACAGUUUUUCAUUCAGGACAUUUUUUAUCUGAUCCUAUUUUAUGGAUGCCCAGUUGUCAUUCUCUAUACAGUGUACUUAACGAGCUAGCCCAACCUAUUUUUUUUUCAGAAAUAAAGCUUACUUAGUCAAGAACACAAGAUGGGUUAGUACAAAACUACUAUAGAAUAAGCAUAGAUAAUAUGACUAUUGUGGGCUGAAAGUUUCGUCCAUUAUCAAACUAUUUUUGACUACAAUUGCCUUGUAGGCUCAUUUAGUCUGUAGUCUGAAGCUUGUUGCUUCGGAUGGUUUAAAAAAAAAAAAAUUUAUUCCGACAAGAAGAAAUCCUGGGAAUUUAUUGCUGAAUGUCAUUUGGGAUCUGGUUCAGAUAAGGAGGCAAAGAACUGAAUUAUUUAUUUUCAGCCCGGCUGAUAGUGAAAGACUUGACCAUUAAUUAUCAGACUGUGCAAAAAACAAAACAAAAACUCUCACAGUACUGCAAACAAUGUGCUAUCUAGCAGCAAUUUGUAACAUGCUUUGGUUAGCGUAUGUCUUUCCAAAUUCAUAUUUUAUUAUCUUACUGCUCCCAUAUUGCUUGUAAUGGCAAAUUGCCUUGGUAGCGGUUGCUAGCAACUGUCUAAACUCUGUCAGCCAUCCUGUAAGUGAAGAAUGUUUUAUGUCCAUGAAGCGUGAGAGCUUAAGUACAAUGUGAAUUUGCAUUGAUUGACAUCUGCAUUUUAAAAAUAGUAUCUUAAUAAAGGAUGGUGGGAGGUUUUUGCCAUUGCAAUUUCAGAAACUGAGAUCAAUUUACUUCCUCAUGCUUUCACAAUGCACAGUACCACAAUUAGGCUGUUAGUGCAACCAAGUGAUCUGGGACACCUUAGCCUUGCCUUAGUGCCUCAGCAAGGAGUGCCUUAAUCUAACCAAGGUGUAUUCAUGUGGGUGGGGUGGACAUAAACACACCCUGCCCAGAACUCAGAGCAGAGUGGAAAAGGUAGGCAGAGAGGAAGGAGCAGUCACUACAUUUGUACACACACCAGGAGAAAAAUUCCCACAUCUGGAACAUUCUUCUUGCUUUACUUAGCUGCCCAAAAUCCCUAAGCAAUGUCUGAAGAAACGCCAGAAGCCUUUAAAGAUAUCCGCAGCAAGCCUGGCCUGCAGAUAUGGACCAUAAACAAUAUGGAGAUGGUCCCUGUUGAUCAGCAGGCCUUUGGGAAUUUCUUUGAGGGUGAUUGCUAUAUUGUUCUGCAUGAAAGCAAUGACUCUGCUCACUCCAAGAACAUCCAUUAUUGGAUUGGGAACACCUCCUCCCAGGAUGAGCAAGGGGCGGCGGCCAUCUAUGUGACCCAGCUGGAUGAGUUUUUGGGCGGCAGCCCCAUUCAGCACAGAGAGGUGCAGGGCUGUGAGUCCUCCAAAUUCCAGAGCUACUUCAAAAACGGCAUCAUCUACAAGAAAGGGGGAGUGGCGUCGGGGUUCCACCAUGUCGACGUCAACGUGUACAACAUUCUGCGUCUGCUGCACAUUAAAGGUCGUAAGCAUGUCAAGGCCACUGAGGUGCCUGUCUCCUGGAACAGUUUCAACAACGGCGACAUAUUCCUGCUGGACAUGGGAAAGGUGAUUGUGCAGUGGAAUGGCCCUCAAAGCAACAGAAGAGAGAAGCUGAAGGCAAUGCUCCUGGCCCAGGACAUUCGGGAUAGGGAGCGAGGUGGGCGGGCCCAGAUUGGCGUGGUCGAGGGCGGGGACGAGGGAGACUCCCCGGAGCUGAUGAAGAUCAUGACGGCCGUGCUCGGUCAGAGGGUGGGGCAGCUGAAAGAGGCCAUCCCAGACGAUAACACAAGCAUCGACCAGUCUGGCAGUGUUAGGCUCUACCAUGUCUCGGAUGCCAGCGGUAGCCUGGUCGUCCAAGAGGUCGCCACCCAGCCACUUACCCAGGAUCUGCUCAACUCAUCGGACUGCUAUAUCGUGGACCAGGGUGGAGCCAGUAUUGCAGUGUGGAAGGGGAAGGGCGCCUCCAGCGAGGAGCGGAGUGCAGCUUUGGGAAGGGCGGUGGGCUUCAUUAAAGCAAAGAACUACCCCUCCAGCACCAAUGUAGAGGUGAUGGCUGAGGGCGGGGAGUCGGCCAUGUUUAAGCACCUCUUCAAGUCCUGGAAAGACAAGAACCAAAGUCAGGGCUUGGGCAGGACCUACUCUGUGGGCAAGAUUGCUAACGUGAGCCAGGAAAAGUUUGAUGUAAUGGAACUCCACGCUCGGCCUGAACUGGCCGCCCAGCAGCGCAUGGUGGACGACGCCUCUGGAGAAGUGCAGGUGUGGCGCAUCGAGAACCUGGAGCUGCAGGAACUUCACCCCAGCUCCUACGGCCAGUUCUACGGAGGAGAUUGCUACCUGAUUCUCUACACCUACAAGAGGACCAACCAGUUACAGUACAUCCUCUACAUGUGGCUGGGUCGCCAUGCCACCCAAGAUGAGAUCACGGCGUGCGCGUACCAGGCUGUCAAUGUAGAUAAUAAGUACAACGGGGCACCCGUCCAGGUCAGAGUUACCAUGGGCAAGGAGCCACGUCACUUCAUGGCUAUUUUCAAGGGGAAGCUUAUCAUCUUUGAGGGUGGGACGGGGCGACCUGGAGUGGUGACACCUAACUCUGGCAACGCCAGGCUGUUCCAGAUGCGAGGGACACAUGAGUUCAACACCAAGUCAACUGAGGUCCCAGCCCGUGCAUCUUCCCUCAACAGCAAUGAUGUCUUCCUCCUAAACACAGACCGGGUCUGCUACCUGUGGUAUGGGAAGGGCUGCAGUGGGGACGAGAGGCAGAUGGGAAAAUAUGUUGCUGAUGUCCUCACCAAGCAGGACAAGCAGGUGGUGAUGGAGGGACAGGAGCCAGCCGAGUUCUGGGUGGAACUGGGGGGAAAGGCUCCGUACGCCAGUGAUAAGAGGUUCCAAGUGCAGGAGCCUGCCCACAAUCCCCGGCUGUUUGAAUGCUCCAAUCAGACGGGCCGUUUCCUGAUGACAGAGGUGGAGGACUUUGCCCAGGAGGACCUGGAUGAGGAGGAUGUCAUGCUGCUUGACACUUGGGAAGAGCUCUUCCUGUGGAUUGGCCAGUCAGCCAAUGACUAUGAAUCCAAGGAGGCGUAUACCAGCGCAGUGGAGUACCUUAAGACCCAUCCAGCCGGCAGGGACCCAGGCACACCCAUAAUAACCGUGAAGCAGGGUUUUGAGCCGCCAACCUUCACAGGCUGGUUCAAUGCCUGGGACACCCAUAAGUGGAGUGGUGGAAAUUCAUACGAGGAAAUGAAAAAUCAGCUGGGGGAUGUUGCAUCUAUUUCACAGAUUACUGUUAAUCUGAAGAACACAGAUCUGAACCUGCAGAACAAGGGCGGUUGGGGAUACAGUGCCCCAGGAGGUCCGAUCACUUCCACACUAAAUGUUUCGGGGCCCGGAAACAAGACCAAAGCAGAACAGCCUUUAAUCGUCAUCUCUGGGGCUAAUGCUCCCAGUAUGAACCCCCAACUGCUGCUUAACAGGACCCCAGAUGAGCUGCCUGCAGGGGUAGAUCCAGGGAAGAGGGAGGAAUACCUGUCAGAUGCAGAUUUUGAGGCCAGGCUCGGUUCUUCGCGGGCAGAUUUCUAUCGCUUGCCCAAGUGGCGGCAAAAUCACCUCAAGAAGUUAGCGGGGCUUUUCUGAGAGUGAGCAGGGGCAUCCUUUCAGCCACACCAGAUGCCAAAUGAUUUCCGCACUUCCAUUAGCAUAAGCGUGACCAACCCUGAUUCUGAAGACCCAAGAGCCCAUCAGACAAACUAUUAAAAAGCAGCGAUUCUGCUCUUUGAUUAUCAGGAUGGUCUAAAUAGGGCAGCAGACCCAUUCUUUGGCAGAAUUGAGAAUCCAGAACAUUGAUGGGCUCAACAUUUUAAAAACUACUAUAAACAAUGUCCAAAACUUGAAUAAAUUGUAAAAAUACAAACAAUAAUUAAGUAAGUCACAUUUAUAACAUUUUUUAUUUUAUAUAUUUGAAUGUUUAGAAAUAUUUCACAAUAGCACUGAACCCUUUGAUAGGGACUAAAUCCUGCUGUUCACUGAUAUUUUGAAAACUUUUAAACAUUUACACUAAAAAAGCAUAUUAAAUUUUACUUAUUUUUUUAUUAAACUUAACAUGCCUGUCUUGUGAAAAUACAAGAGAU
Molecule: messenger RNA, 4447 nt
Organism: Anguilla anguilla (European eel)
Lineage: Eukaryota; Metazoa; Chordata; Actinopteri; Anguilliformes; Anguillidae
Gene: vill
Product: villin-like
Exons: 21
Coding region: 1380-3953 (857 amino acids)
Biological process (GO): actin filament severing; cytoskeleton organization; barbed-end actin filament capping
Cellular component (GO): actin cytoskeleton; cytoplasm
Molecular function (GO): actin filament binding; phosphatidylinositol-4,5-bisphosphate binding
Source: RefSeq, a predicted model, not a curated record